Molecule: messenger RNA, 420 nt
Organism: Peronospora belbahrii
Lineage: Eukaryota; Oomycota; Peronosporomycetes; Peronosporales; Peronosporaceae
Source: the annotation of a GenBank genome assembly
AUGCGGUACCACGAAGAUUCAUGUUAUCAAGAAGAGAAAUGUUGUCAGGACAGAGUCAAUGGUAAAAUAAAGAGGACUUUGAUCGUGGAAUAUUGGGGUCGUACAGAUGAGUGUCUUAAGCGUAAAUGGGCUCAUAUGGAAAUGGUAGACCAAAUGUUUGCAUCUAGAGAAGAACUUAUUCUAGCUACGACUUUGCACCAUAAAGAGACCGUUCUGGAGCCAAACAUGUUUCCAUACGAUACGCCAAAAGGAAUUGACCACUGGACGCUCUGGAGUCGUCAUGAAAUGAAACACGUAGAGAUUGAGGAGUUUGUAUGCAAUUGGAUAAGGGAGAAUGCUCCCCAAGUGGAAAAAUGGAACUAUGACGAGAACUUGUCGCGCUCAAUCGAUAUCUUCCACGUGCAUGUGUAUUUGAACUGA